Exserohilum turcica Et28A is the source of this 720-nucleotide messenger RNA. RefSeq lists its product as uncharacterized. Gene Ontology annotation, biological process: sterol biosynthetic process. Gene Ontology annotation, molecular function: C-8 sterol isomerase activity; cholestenol delta-isomerase activity; steroid Delta-isomerase activity. The transcript is spliced from 2 exons. Bases 1 to 720 code for a protein of 239 amino acids. Gene Ontology annotation, cellular component: membrane; endoplasmic reticulum. NCBI's taxonomy places the organism in Eukaryota, Fungi, Ascomycota, Dothideomycetes, Pleosporales, Pleosporaceae. The record is from RefSeq and is a predicted model, not a curated record.
AUGGCCCAAGUCAACGACUCACAGCCUGUGCCCGCGCACCCCUACUACCCCAUUGACAAGGAGAUUGUUGGCUAUCUGGCCAACAACAACACGACGCUGGAUCUAUGUCUCAUGUUUGCGGCGGGAUGUGUUGCCAUCUUCGGCGCUACCUACGUGGUGGUCAAGCAGUCGCGCCCCAAAGCCAGCACCGGGGACCUGGCCACGAUUAUGUGGUUCGUCCUCUGCGGAUGCAUCCACUCGUUCUUCGAGGGCUACUUUGCCUACAAUUUCAGGAACAUGGGCGGCAUGAACGAUGUCUUUGGCCAGCUGUGGAAGGAGUACGCGCUGAGUGACUCGCGAUACCUGACGCAGGAUGCCUUUGUGCUCUGCAUGGAGACGAUUACUGCGGUAUUCUGGGGCCCUGGGGCCUUUCUCACGGCCUACCUCAUCUGCAUCGACCACCCGCUCCGCUACCCAGCUCAGCUCAUGGUCUCGCUCGGCCAAUUGUACGGCGACGUCCUCUACUACACCACGUCACUCUUUGACCACUACAUACUCGACCUGUCAUACUCGCGCCCGGAGCAGUUCUACUUCUGGUUCUACUUUGUCUUCAUGAAUGCCUUUUGGAUCAUCAUCCCGGGCUACCUCAUGUACCAGAGCGUCAUGGCUACGUGGAGCGCGUUUGCGGCAGUCAACGAUGCCGCUAGGCUGAUGGAGAGGAUGAGCAAGAAGCGCAAUUAG